This is a messenger RNA of Ornithodoros turicata, 2899 nucleotides long. RefSeq lists its product as uncharacterized. The record is from RefSeq and is a predicted model, not a curated record. The transcript has 17 exons. Lineage: Eukaryota; Metazoa; Arthropoda; Arachnida; Ixodida; Argasidae. The coding region runs from base 189 to 2717 and encodes 842 amino acids.
UCCAGUUGCGAAGCCGCUGUACGGCCACGUGCAAGGAGCCGCGCGCUCUCGAGUAUCUUCGAAGCGAAUACUCUUACUUCUCUGGAGGAAUGGCAAUGUGAAAAGUAACGAUCCAUCACGCCCGAAACACCUCGAACACGUCGCCGUAUUUCCACCAGAACCCUGCGGCCCACAGUGCAUGAUUGGAUAUGAGGUCCUACAUGAUUCUCCUGCCCAUCAUAAUCAUGCUGGCUUCUAGCCAUGGGCUGCAGUUGAACUCAUCAUCUCCGACACAUUCCACUCUACUGCACUACGCGUUCAAGAGCAAUGAAGUAUGUGACUACGAAACAUUCCAAUCCCAGUCCGGCCUGUGCGAGUCGACAUUCAAACUGAAUAUGCCGCACAACCACGGGGAUCAAAGUUUCAUUUGUUCGAUAAUUUCCAAGUACAAGCUGUGCAUGUCACUGGUGAUACGAAUGACAAGGUGCCCCAACAGAGAAUACGUUAGACGCGCCCUUGAACCAGUACAAGAUUACAUGAAGGUCAACAACAUAAACUGCGUCAAGCAUGCAAACGUGUCGUUACAUAAGGAACCCCCAGUAGGCAGCCGCGCGAAGUUGGACCUGUGCACCAGGGACAAGGCUUGGGACACACAGUUCCAGUGUGCCAAGAAGUUCCAGAUGAAGAUUAAGAAAGUUGAAGAAGAGAAAGAAGUAGAAUCUCACCAGAUCUGCAGAACUCUGAGCAGGUACUACAGCUGUUUAAACCCAGUGCUUCAUAGCGAGGCAUGCGAAGAAGACACGGAACUGAUGUCUCACAUGGAAUACUUCCCAAAAGUGCUUUCACAAAGAUACCGAGACAUGUGCAUCGCAGAGCUCAAGCUGACAGCUCUCAACGUCGCCAAGAGACUCGAGGGAUUCCAAGCUGACCAAGUAUGUAUGGAGGAAAUGGCAACCAAGGAGUUCUUCGCCUGUGGUCUCUUGUUUAAUGAAAUCGUCAGUCAAAAUGCCCAAAGAGACAAAAUUUGCAUGGCAUACUUCAACUUCCAGGCGUGCACCAAGAACAUCGAAAACACGCUGAGCUGCGGAGUGUCCAGUGACUUCAACGCGCACGCAUACCACGUUGUUAAUGUCCUCUUGCACAGUUAUGAGAGCUAUUGCCAGGGUUUCAUCACUCCCAGCCCCUUCCAACCAACGGGGGGCCCCCCGAUUAAUCCGCCCCAGCCAAGCGGCGGCUGCCAGGAGGACAAGUAUCUGGAGAAGUACAUGGAGUGCGGUAUAUCGUACGUCUACAACAUUCGAGAUGCUGUUUACGGUCCAAAUCCACAGUUUGCGACGCAGGCCUGCGAAGUAAUCCGCAAUUACGACGUGUGUCUGGCCAAUGCAGAAACGGAGUCUGGUUGCCAGAUGAAUCUCUUGGCUAUAGCUAAUCAACUUGUGUUCGUACGGGACCAAUUGAAACGGGCUCCUAAUGCCAACUGCGGUCCGAUCAAGCGAUCUGGCAUACUGAAUUUCCGCUUCGCCCAACCUUUCUGCGAUGUUCGGGAAUAUCUUGGAAAAUUCUUCUCAUGUGGCACAGUAUUUAUCAGAAUGAGCGGCAGUACAAACGAACAGGACGAGAAAUGCAGAUACUAUGCGGACUUCAAGCACUGCAAGGACUUGACCACCCGGUGCGGACCGAGCGACCAAAGCAUGAUAUCUGCAGUGGACUUCUUCACGGCAUCCUUGAUGGAAGGAUUCGACGUUUGCGUAAACUACACGAGGAGCAUGACAUGCGAAAGAAUACUACUAAUUCAUAACUUCCUGAGCUGCGGCUACAAGUACUACCAAACGAAGAACGAAUUCAGUGACUUGUACAAGAACAAUGUACCGCGGAUCUGCAGAUUAGUAAACGAUUUCAAGAACUGCUCCGAGCACACAGUUUUCGGCAACGACUGCCAACAGCUACAAGCUCAAGGCUUCAUGGGAAAUUUGCUAAAUAUUCGAGACCAUGUCAUUACUCUUUUCACCACGAUCCAGUGUCCGCCCGAUCGACUGAGAAGAGCGUACUUUGGGCUUGAGCGGCAGACAUAUUGUAACCAAUUCAAGGCCGUCAAGAAAGUGAUCCUUUGUGGGGUGACAUUCCACAAAAUGUUACAUACUAUCGAUAAAAAUGGAUCACUUGUGGAAAAUAACACAAGCAUAUGCCCAUUGGUGAAAGAGAUGAAGUAUUGCCUCUACUCUGCCACGCACGACUCAGGUUGCUCGGAUGCGAUGCUGCUUAACACGGAGAUAUCUGUACUCAAGAAGCAUCUGUUUAAAGAUUACGAAGACGUCUGCAAUGGAAUCCCCAGCGCGGAUGACGGAGAGUUCAGGCAGUACAGGCAAGCUUGCGAAUUGAAAGAGUUCACGCAGCAGUGGGACGUCUGUGAUGGGAACAUGGAAGAGGGUAUCAUAGCAGGAGGCUUCAAGAAUAAUACAAGACUAGCGAAAGUCACACAUAUUACGAACCGGGCGCGGAAGCGACUUUGUGCAGACCUUAUCCAUUACCGCAAGUGUCUCAACGACUCGGCGGACCGUCAUCACUGCUCACCGCUCGUUCCCGAAAUUAAGGACAUGGGCAACACACUCUUCGACAGACUCGGUGUCCUCUACUGUUCGAGGGGUUACAGUUCUUACGCGGAACACAGCGUGAAAACACUCGUACUUCUCAUUUCGACGAUCCUGUUGAUGUUGUCCAGUUUGUCGUUUGGUACCUAAAGUCGGAACUGAUGCACUGCUUGAGUCAUUGAGACGUCUAUGGAGCGUCCUAUAAAGACUUCGAAAGGCAAUAAACCAAGCCACCACGGAUGACUUGAAGAACGUGUAACGUUGGCGGGGUGGGAUCUGUUUUUAACUGUACAGUAAUGCCAAAACGCGAAAUUAAAUUUGUUGAAUGUGUA